Lytechinus pictus (painted urchin) is the source of this 7751-nucleotide messenger RNA. RefSeq names its product protein inturned-like. Lineage: Eukaryota; Metazoa; Echinodermata; Echinoidea; Temnopleuroida; Toxopneustidae. Gene Ontology annotation, biological process: establishment of planar polarity; vesicle-mediated transport; nervous system development. Gene Ontology annotation, molecular function: protein binding. The record is from RefSeq and is a predicted model, not a curated record. The transcript has 18 exons. Gene Ontology annotation, cellular component: cilium; cytoplasm. Bases 201 to 3131 code for a protein of 976 amino acids.
AUAGUCAGGCGCUUUAGACCACCGGUCCGACCACGGCUCCUCAACUCUGCCCAAUCAUCAAAGUAGUAUGCCGCCAUCUAUUGAUGGCUCCCAAACAGGUAUUUGUAAACAAGAUGGCGAUGCUGAGGAGGGUGAAAAAUAAUUAAUAACAAACAUUUCGAAAGCUAGAUUGUUGACGAUCUAGAACAGUGUCAUCAACAAUGGACGGCUCCAAAAGAAGAGCAAAUGUUCGCGUGAAGUAUUCAGGAGAAUCUGUAUCAAAGCCCAAUUUACCAACUCCAGAAAUAGUUGUUGAUCAUGACACCGCUUCGGAUGUGGAAUACAGCGACGAUAAUGAUGGAUUGGAACCAGCCUGGAGUAGCUCGGUUCACAAGGACUCUGGAGAACUGUUCUACCUUGAGGCAGGAAAGCCGGUGACAUCACCUCUAGAGCAUGUAAACCCUGCCACGCCAAAGGACACGACUCCUGGAAAAACCAACCGGAAAGGCAUCGCUCAACUACAGAAGGUUCUCAAAGUUUCAAGGAGCAGAGACUCCACCCCUCAGUCCUCUCCCAACGGCAGUCGGUUCUUCACAAGGACUCCUCCCGGCAGCAACCACAAGCUGCGGAGGCCGUCUCCAGGGUCGCAGUCCAGCGAGGGCACGCCCAUCAAGGAAGUGAUUCUGAAGAUCGGGACGUCGCUUCCAAGAAGCCCAAAUGACACACUGAGUAUCAGACUCCAAGGGUGGUUAGGGAUUGUCCCUGGUAAAGGAGGGACGGACUCAAGUAGUGUCAUGGGGAACGGACGAGAGCACAAGAAUGGAGGGCCUAUGCACAUGGAUGAUAGGUUGAUGGUGAGGGGAUUGCUGCCUCAAGGUGCUGCAAUUAAAUCAGCCCAGAUUGAUAUUGGUGAUGUAAUCUCUGCUAUCAAUGGCGUACCUGUAUCCUACUCCUCAGCUGAAGCGGUACUCAACUCUAUGGAACCUGUCAAACAGGUUAGGUUAUCAGUGGAGAGAGCACCCUCAUGGAGCAAUGGACAGAGCCCCUCCCCCAUGGUAUGCCAGCCCCCCAAUGGAACCCUGGUGAAGAUGCUCAACAACAUAGCUGAGACAGCAAGUAAACAGCAGGAAGAGAGCAAGGGAAAUCCCCAGGAGGGGAAUCCCCAGGAUGAUGUACCAUGUGCUAUUAUGUACCUCACUCUGGUUAGGGAUUCGGAUAAUGAUGAUGCGCAGGAGGUGUUGUACAAGUACCCAUCUUCCAAAGCAUCAACCAAAUUCAAGGACAUUAACGGUCUGUUCAUUACUCUAGGUGAUAUGCUCAUGAACAUCACCGGCAGCAAAAUAACAUGUACAUCUCUUGAAGUCGGUGAUGAGUUGGUCCAUGUAGGCUACCAUAAAUGUGGUUCGGAGUUACUGGUCCUCGCCCUGCCGGCUCGGUGUGCUUCCAAACACACAGUGCAAUGUAUGGUCCAGCAGCUGGCAAGGCUUCUCAACUUCAUGUUCCUUUCACUCAACAGGGCAUUUUCGGAGACCAGGAACCACUCUAGACUAGACCACCUGUUAGCCCUUCUCUUCCAUCAAGCUCUGGUAGAUAGGAUUCAGUUAGAACCGAGGAAGAAUAGGAAAGAAGACAUCUUCAUUCAGAUGCUUCCUGGAGUUAGGUGGCUUAAUCUACCAGAUCAAGAUAAGCUCAAUGUUGAUUGCAGCCUUAGUGAAUUAGAAGCAGCCGAUUUUGCAGACUUGUGUGACAGACAUUUUGACUACAGGAGACCAUAUGUGAUAUUGGGAUCUUGCUUGUUUUAUAAGGGCUACCUCCUUGCCAAUCACUUGCCAGUGGAUGACCUCCUGGACAUCCACCUAUACGUCCAGUACUACAGCCUCAGCUCACUGUCCACUCAACGGUCAGUCGGCCAGCUGGUCAUCUGGAGAGAAGUCUUCCCGACGCGCCGGGUUCAACCCAUCGAAGCGCCCCACCUUGGCUACACCGAACCCCAGGGGAGAUGGUUUCUAUUAAUCGUUGGCUUGAAACACUCUGUACUGUGUGCUAUGCUAGAAGCAGGGGGCUGUGCCUCACCAGCUGAAGGUGUUGUAUACCCCGAUGAAUUCUAUGUGGAUCAAAGCAGAGCAACUCUUCUUCAUCUUGAAACCUUGGAUGUGCCGUCAGCUUGUGAAGAAAGAUUAAAAGUACCACCCAUCCCAGCCCUGUCAUGUGCCGACUGGUUGUUCCCCAGCCCUAGGAGGGGUAGCUUUGAUAGCAGUGUGCCUCCCAGGCCCCAUCCAGACUCACCAAUGCUUAGUAAAUUACACAGCCAAACGCCUAUUAAAGGACCUGGAGGUAAGAAAGCAGAGAGUCCACACCUGGUCACCAAGCGAUCCAGCUCCCCCACCCCACCGAUCUCCUUCCUUUCGGUCAGCCCAAACCCGUCACGGAAACACGCCUCGACGUCCAGCCGAACAGAGUCCGACAACGAGAGCGAUUCGACCAGCCCCCAUAACUCGCGAACAAACAGCACCCAGUCUUCCCCGUCCACCAGCAGACGGAGCGAGUCCCGCAAGGAGUCCGAUGCUUCCAUUGGAUCUGCUGGCAGCAGUGAAAUAUACAGGGCUGUGCGUAGAGGGCGCAUCAUCCCUGAUCCUUACUCUAUGGGUGUGAUGCAGAAGGCUCUGGAAGAGACUGCUUCACCGGAUUACUUCACAGCAACCAAACUAACAAGUGGGCGUGAUAAUAGCCUGUUCCACUACGUUCACCUGGAUCCAUCAACGGGAAUCCUCAUCACGCCUACUAGAUCAGAUCUAGCCUUCCUAGGAGGGCUCAGUCAUAGUCAACUGGUUGAUAACUUUCAACAAUGCUGUAAGGUCAUCAGCCAACAACUCACAUUACAUGCUCGUCUUAGGCCUAAAGAUCAGCUGAGUGGCAAGACUAUUACAAGAUGUGAUGCACUGACCAUUCUAAGAGAGUUUGGAAUCUCAUUCAGAUGUCAUCCUGAGAAUUGGCCAGAGAAGAAACAACCACCUUCCAUCAAAUACUGGGUUGUUGGGAGACUGAUUAAAGGUCCAAGAGGCACCAAAGAGUGUUAUGUAUGCUACCAUGAUAGCACAACACAGAACACCUUGGAGCUGGCUUUCAAACUGGUGUUUGGUGUUGGACCAUGAUGUAUGCUGCGAUGACAGUACAAUACACAACACCUUGGAGCUGGCUUUCAAAUUGGUGUUUAGUGUUGGACCAUGAUCGAAUGCCUUGGAGCUGGCUUUCAAAAUGGUGUUUGGUUUUGGACCAUGAUGGAUGCUACGAUGACAGUACAAUGCAGAACACCUUGGAGUUGCCUUUCAAACCAUGAUGGAGCACCUUUGAAGUCCUCUCUCCGAUGAUGGUGCCCUGAUGGUGUCUGUAGGUGUUAAGUCUUCAAAAUGCUUUGAGCGUCAACUGAAAUACUAAUUCUGCUGUGAUACUAUACUGUCCUGAUGAUACAUGUACAUGUAUUAUGCCGAAAAGGAAAGAAGGAGUACAAAACUGAUUUUAUAUGAGCAAUGUAGUUAGGUUUUGCUGCUACCAUUGUAGUCCUAGAUCACUUCUGGAAUCUGUUUCAUAAAACUUGUUAUAGUAACAAUUUGCAGUAAGUUAAAAGCUACUAAAAAUCCUUUAAUCCGAUUGGCUGACAGUGAAUUUGUUAUGGAACUUGUGUAUUUGUUAUCAUAACAAGUCUUUAUGAAACUGGAUGCCAGUGCUUCCUCCUAAUGCGUGAAUGAUUCUAUAGCCAAUCUCAUUUGCUUACUCUUUGAUACACUAUAAUAAUUUAAUAAUACACCCUAAUAAUUUGAUAGGUUUAAAACACUAUAAACUUUGACAAAGAUAUAUAGAAUCUAGAGAGACAACCGAGUAUGCUGAAAAUUGCCAACACAAAGAUGCAUAUGUGGUUAGCAUUUUGACGUUUGACAUUUCAAUUAAUACAUGUAGCAUGGCUCAAAAUUUCUAUUGUAUUCAGUGCUUGGUAAAUGCAAUGUGUUCAAAAGUUACUGUGGUGUUUUUUUUUCCACAUCACAGAGUAACAGCAAAAGUUAAUGUUGAAGCGCAGAUUUGAGAAUUACCUCCAAAACUCCAGUACAUAGUUCUAUUUGAUAUGGCAAUUUAAAGAGUUCCACUUAUUCCCCUGAUCACAAUUGCAUUUUGGCUCCUGCCUGACUUUUUCUUCAAAAAGUCUUUGCAGCAGAUUAUCACACAAGAAUAGAAGAAGUAAAACAGUCGUAUUUUAGAUUGCUGUUACUACUAAACAUGAGUACGGGCAGUACACAAUCAUUUUGAGAGACAGGCAUCCAAAUCAUGGUUAGUUGUUAGCAUUUAUAUGAAUGAAGAUCAUUUUUAAAGAAACAAUUUAAUUUUGACAUAGUUUUCAUUAACUGAAAGCUGUAAAAUGGUAGAAUCUAGAGAACAACCGAUUAUGCUGAAAAUUGUCAACACAAAGAAGCAUGUGUGGGCACAUAUACUUUUAUUUAAGGAAAAAGAUCAGUCACCAAAAAGGAAUUCCAAGCCUGCUUUGCUGAUUACUCAUUAAUUAUUCAUUUCUUCCAGAAUCAUUGUGUACACAUUUUUUAUUUGUGAAUUCGUACCAACAUGGGGUGGUUUUAGAUCACUUUGAAUAUUUACCAUUAAAAUAGGGCUUGAUAAGUUGGUAGAUGGUAUGGGGUAAGUUUAUUAAUUCAUAUGGUUUUAGAAAAAAGUAGUAAAUUUUGAUAUUUUUAUGUGAUCCAUGAUGAAUGGAAACGAAAAGAAAUGUGAAGAUUUUGAUCGGUACAGAAACGAACAUGAGGUAGUUUUUGUGCGAAAACUUCACAAUGUGGUGCUUUGGGAUGUGCUUAAAACAACUUAAUUGUAUAGUGUCAAAGAGAUAAAGGUAUUGAGUUAUUUAUAUUAAUAUUCAUAGGCCACUUGCAGUAAGAAAAUACAUUUUCAUAUAAUAUCAUUUCAGCAUUUACCCAAGAAUAUCUCACUACAUUCACUAUGUUAAAAAAGAAAGAUCCAAUGAAGCAUAUGUCUAACAUAAUUUAUUCUUGCUCUGUCAAACAAACAUUCAAAGGGCUUCAAAAGGACUGGGUAUUAUUGUACCCCAUCUAUUGAAAACUCCUUGUUAUCAGAAAUGAAUUGUAUUGUACAAGAUAUACUUUUACUGCUUUGAAAGCUCUACUCAACUCGAAGAAAAAAAAGGCUUCAAGGUUGAGGUUAAGGAAACAGAUGAUUGUCGAGACAGCCUGGUGUUUCGAUUACAUUCUAACUAUGCCAUUAAUUGUUGUACGCAAGGUAAUGUUGUUAAUAUCAUCCUCAAAACAAUCUAGUUCUCAUACACUUUAUAUUUACAACAAUUUAUAUGAAACCUCAAAGAUAUUUGUUAUAGCAGUGGGAGAUUUUUUUAAUGUUAUUUAUUUUGAUAUUUGACUAGUUUUUCAGCUAGAAUGAAAUUGACGGCAUAUCAAUGUUUGAUCAUAAAUUACAAACUCAAAUACUUUGGCAUACUAUGUUGGCUUUCAAUGCAUCCUACCAGGUUCCCACCUACCACUACUACCCGGGUGGAGAGUGGCAAAGUGCAUAAGAUCUUGCCAAAGUGAGGAUGCUAGUGCUCUUAAAUUUUUUAUUUUUUUUAGGUAACUUUUUGAGAGUAUAAUAAAGCAUGGUUUACAUUUCACAAUUUGUUGGUAAUAGCAUUUGAUAUGAGCAUUCUAGCCUGUAAAAUCUUAAAAGAUCAAACACCUGAAUAGUGAUGUGAAUACUGAAUUCAAAAUUCAGGUCUGUUGUGAGCCUCCCUGGAGGAAUAACAGUGAAUUCAAUUCCGAAUCAUAGUAACAUCGUAGCAGCCUUGCCACCGGCUACAAUAAGCCUGUUCACGGUUGUAAACUGCGCAAGAGCAGAAAAAGGUCAUUUGAGAUAAACCAUGAAGGUGGCUUUCAAAUUCACUGACAUAGGCAUUUGUGAUUUGAUGAUUAUUCAUGUAUUCCUUUCAAAAUAUUCAUUUUAUCACAUCCAAGCUGAAGAGUAAUAAAUAGAGCCUUCAUAAUCACUGGUAUUUGACAGUAGCCUAAACAAUAGUCAAAUGUGCCAAAGGCAGACAAUAAAACAGAUUUCCAAACUUUAUCCCUGAUGUACUAUUCUAGUCACCUAGUCUAUACAAUGCCUUUUGUUCUUAGAAUUUGAAUACUCUACCGGUAAAGCUUACGCAACAUCUACAUUUGAAAAUGAUAGUGCUCAUCCUAAUGAAAAAUCACAAAGGUCAUUUGAGAAAAGUUGAUCAUGAGCUAACCGUGAACUGGCUUAUUAGAAGCCAAUUUGAAAUUCACACCAACCAGAAUUCUGAUUUUGGUAUUCCUAACAUUACUCUUAACUUCAAAUGAGACAGUUUUACUUCUUUGAACUUUUUUUUUAAUUGUGUCGCAUCAGAUCAUGUAGUGUGUUGCAGGCUUAAGUUUGGAUGCUAAAAAAAAUGGUGGCACGACAUUUGCUCCUGCAACAUUUGCUCCGGUCUUAGAGGGCAUACGGUUGUAAUAGAGUUUUUUGUUGAGAAUAAUGUAAAGAUUAGGAUUAGGGUUUAUUUCGUGUUGGAGGUUGAGUUUUAUGUUUGGCUUAACGUGCAGACUUUCCAUAGGAGCAGUUGUCGUCGGAGCAAAUGUCAUGGAACAAAAAAAUUGGUUGUUUGAUAGAACAACGUGUGUGCUGUCAACAUAGUCCUAUAUGGGAUACACACAAUAAAGGAGAAUGGAACUCUUCAUACUAGUUGUAUUGUGUAUGAAAAUAGUAAAAAUCAAAGAAUAUGAUCAGUGACAGUUGGAGAACAAUUGGACUAAUAAUAAGAAAGUUAUGAGCAUUUGAAUAUUGAGAUCACUAAAGCUAUGAAGAUCUUUCCUUUGGUCACAAUACCUCAGUCACAUUUGCUCUACGGCGGCCGUACGGCGAGUCGAAAACAGCCGUUAUAACAUUUUUGUAGCAGCUACAUAUAGGUGGUUUGAAUAAAAUGAAUAGAACGGCUGUUUUCGACUCGCCGUGUGGCCGCCUUAGAGCAAAUUUGACCGAGGUAUAAUGCAUGCGAGAUGCAUGAUGUCACACAUGAACUGUCCUAUUUUUUACAUAUUUCAGUGAAACUUUUCUCUUAUCAAGUCCAUUGAAAGAUUUGUUAUAAGAGGACAUGUAAUACAGUUUUUUAAAGACAUCAUAGUUUUUCCCUUCAUUUUAAUAUGUGUAAAACAGAAUUUAAGGGUAAAUUUUCAGUGUCCAAAAGGUAAAGUUGCUAAUGUGUGCCAUUGGGAGGAUGUUCAUAGCAUAUUAGCAUUCUCAAUAUUCACAUGCUCAUAACUUUCUUAUUGCUUGUCCAAUUUUUAAUAAUGAUAACAAUAGUCAGUUCUUAGAGACGCCUUAGAUUAUAUGAAUAGUCUCUAUAUGUGUGGAAGGUUUGUUUUAAUUUUAUAUUGGGCUAAUACAAAAUCUUACAGUUUUGUUGACCUUAUUCUCAGAUUUUUCUGUUAUCACACAAGCUAACUUGCUCCAAGGGUUUCGAUCUCAUUUUAAGAAGUGACUACACAGUAAUUAUGCUUGGGAUUUAUUAUUACCUUGCUACUGCGGCAUUUUGCACUUAAUAUACAGUUGAAUUUGCAUUGAUUGAUCGGUUCUAUUGUUAUUCAGUACAUAUUUAUUUAUAUGCACAUACAAUUUAUAACAUAUUUUUUAUAUUAUAUUACCCUACUAUGUCAUCUCAUAAUAUGCUAGGAGGUAUUGAAUAAAAUUGCCUCUAACUG